Gambusia affinis (western mosquitofish) is the source of this 834-nucleotide messenger RNA. RefSeq names its product C-type lectin domain family 2 member D-like. The transcript is spliced from 6 exons. Lineage: Eukaryota; Metazoa; Chordata; Actinopteri; Cyprinodontiformes; Poeciliidae. Bases 9 to 746 code for a protein of 245 amino acids. The record is from RefSeq and is a predicted model, not a curated record.
CUUCCACCAUGUAUGAGAACAUAGAUUUUACAACUACAAGAGGCAGUGAAAUAUCUCAGGACAUUGGAGAGGAAACAGUUCAGACUCCAGAUUCCUCUACACACCUUGAUGCUGGCCUUUCUCUACAAGGAGCAGAGACUGAAAAACCUCCCCUGGAUGUCCAAGGAAAACCCUACAGCACUGUUUUACUAAUGUUUGGUCUGUUGAUCAUCGUGGUUGUUGUUGAUAUUGGCGUUCGAGUCAAAAUCUCGGCCUUACUGCAAGAAAAUCUGAAACAUAAGGACCAUUACUGGUGUCAGAAUCAGGCCCAAGAAAAUCAGAACCAGAGCAUGAAAGAAUGGCAGGAGCUUCGUGAGUCACAUUUCUACUACGCAUCCACUGAGAGGAAAAACUGGACCGAGAGCAGCAAAGACUGCAAGAGCAGAGGAGGAGAUCUGGUGGUUCUAAAUUACCUAGAGAAACAGGAAAUGAUUAGAAGACUGAAGAUACAUGGAGAUUCCUGGAUUGGUCUUCAAACUUCAAACGAGUGGACUGUGAAAUGGAAAUGGGUAGAUGGAUCUAACCUAGAAUCUAGUUCCUGGAAGAAAGACAUAAAGGUCAUAACGGAGCCAGGGCUCAAAGCAUUUACUGAUCAAGAGGGACAAUGGAUGUUCAAUAAAACUGGAUUAAAAUACUGGAUCUGUGAGAAGAGAAAUGUCCAGUAUGUUGGUGAUCUUAAACCUGGAAAGAACAUCAAUAAAAAUUAAGUACUAUAUACAAAGAAAAUGUACAAUUAUAAUUAUUAUAUGAGCAAAUUCAGUGCAAUCAGUACUCCAGUAGCCACAAAGUAAAACC